Messenger RNA from Sparassis crispa, 441 nucleotides. RefSeq lists its product as hypothetical. Lineage: Eukaryota; Fungi; Basidiomycota; Agaricomycetes; Polyporales; Sparassidaceae. The record is from RefSeq and is a predicted model, not a curated record. The transcript is spliced from 4 exons. Bases 1 to 441 code for a protein of 146 amino acids.
AUGCUGCGCAACUCGUCAAAUGGAACCGCCGUCCAUCGCGCUGCCGACCCCCUGCCGCGACCUGAAGAUCCCGGAGUGCCGUUUGCAGUGGGUCGUCUCCGCCUAUUCCCUCCACACUCAAUGUUCUUCGUGGAUUCCGAGUGUCAAGGCGCCGCGGUUAUCCUAGCUUCACUGGGAAUGCGUUCCCGCCGUCACGACUCCGCUAGGUCACAUUCGCGACAUUCGCCGCAGGUGCCCCCGCGGGCGCCGCCGUCGGCAGCAGCAGCUCACAGAGCGUGUGUUCGUCCCCGUCGCCAUGGUAGUAUUGACCGAUUUUGUGCUGCGAUAGAAAGACGUGGCGUCUACUUCAUGACGGGUGUCUCUGCGCUGGUCUUCGUAGGUGGAUUUACGGCGUUUGACAAAGGCAUGCCGUCGACGGUGGAGGAUAAGCGCGUGGACUAG